AUUCCCUCUCCUCUUCCCAGCCACUGCUGCCAGAGUGAUCGACAAGUUUGAUGAAGGUGGAGCGGAAGAGGACGUCCUUGCCGUUGGCAAUAUACGGAAACAAGCCUUUGCCUCCCUCUUAGAAGCUGAUAAGAGGUACAGCGGGAGAGCUGUCUCUCGCAAAGCCUUGCAGGAAGAACAGUGGAGAGAGUCUUUGCCUGGAGCAGCAUUUGAUGAAGAAACCUCAUCGGAGAGAGGCUUUGAUAGUGGAGAUCUGGAGGAAGAACUGGAUGAUGAUAUUCUAGAUGCUACCGCGGACGAGGAUGAUGAACGUUGCAGCGAUCAGGAUGACUUGGGAAAUGACAAAGAGGAAGGGGGAGAAACAUCUGCCCAGCUCCAAACACCAAAGUUCAGUUUCCAGAACAUCAGUGACUUUGAGAAAUUUGCAGAAGGGAUGGAUGAGGUGGGGAGCAGUGACGAGGAGGAGGAGGAAGAGGAUGCCGGCAUAGAGGAAGGGAGCAACGAAGAAGAAUCUGGGGAUGAAAAUGAGGAGGACGUGGCAGAUGCCAAAGAGAGCGAGGAUGAUGGGGGGGUGGUAACCUUCUCUAAAGAAAAAGUGUCUGAAGAAGUAGAAAAGGGAAAAGCUGUGCAAAACCAACUAGCCCUGUGGGACCAGCUGUUAGAAGGGAGAAUCAAACUUCAGAAAGCGCUUUUAACGGCCAACCAGCUUCCACAGCCAGAUAUAUUCCCGGCAUUUAAAAAGGAAGGGGGGCAAGAGUUUGCCAGCGCACUCAAGAACAGUUAUAAAGCCUUGAAGGCAUUGCUGAGAGCGUUAGUGGACCUCCAGGAUGAACUGCUGUAUCAAUAUCCAGGCACAAGGUAUCUGGUAGAUGGAAAGCAGUCAAAAGUGGAGAGUGAUGAGGAGAUCCCCAGUGGUAGUGAUGAAGAGAUGGAAGGUGAGGUUCGGACGCAGAAAGGCCCUCCUAAACGGAAACUAGAGAUGGAAGACUACCCCGAGUUCAUGGCUAAGAGAUUUGCUGAUUUCAGAAUGUAUCGGAACAACACCUUGCAGAAGUGGCAUGACAAGACAAAACUAGCUUCUGGCAAAUUGGGGAAGGGUUUCAGUGCCUUUGAGCGUUCAAUCUUGACUCAGAUUGAUCAUAUUAUGAUGGACAAAGAGAGAUUACUACGACGGACACAGACUAAGCGAUCAGUGUAUAGGGUGCUUGGAAAACCAGAGAAGGAAUCUCAGCCGGUCCCUGAAUCUUUGCCCGGAUGUUCGGAGGUCAUCCCUCAAGCCAAGUCCAACACGCACCUGAAAGACCUGGAUGAAGAGAUCUUUGAUGAUGAUGACUUUUACCACCAGCUUCUUCGGGAACUCAUAGAACGGAAAACCAGUUCACUGGACCCCAACGAUCAGGUGGCGAUGGGCAGGCAGUGGCUGGCCAUCCAGAAGUUACGAAACAAAAUUCAGAAGAAAGUGGACCGAAAAGCCAGCAAAGGAAGGAAAAUCCGGUAUCAUGUCCAUAGCAAACUGGUGAGCUUCAUGGCACCUAUUGACCACUGCACAAUGAAUGAUGAUGCCAGGACGGAGCUUUAUCGAUCGUUGUUUGGCAAAAUCACGCGUCCUGAAGAACCCAAGCAGAAUUAGCAUCGAGCCUUUGCAGAAGGAAAACAUAUGCACAGACUUUUGUUCUCUGCAUUUGGCUCAUGCCCAGGGGAUCCUUUCUGUACAUUUUGGACUCAUGCCGCUAUGCUGCCAGAAGCUGCCUCCGCGUUGUCACAGCUGGUCCGUGGGAUACGUGGCAGUUUGUAGAUCACUGCUCUACUUCUGUGGGUCACUUGAUGAUGUAACCUUGGCUGCAGUGUCGUUCACUGAGGCUUUUAAUCUGCGUGGAAGCCCAAAACAUGGAUUUCAAGUCCUUGAAAUGUAGUGGGCUGUUGGGAGGGGGAAGUGCUUAACACCUUUCUUUAAGUUUGUCAGAAAGUGUCAUGUCUGUUACAACGUUUUGUAAUUUGCUGGGGAUUGUUUUAUUUUGUGCAGACCCCGUAGCUGAAUUGUAUCAAAUCAGAGUUAAGAGGAAAAGAAGAACAUGUACCCCGGCAAGAGGACACCUCAUACAUAUUUUACAGUUUAAUUUAGAAUCUGUUCAUGCCUGUUAACGAACAUAAAAUGCCCUUCCUUAUUUGAUCAUCUUGUAUUUCUGGCCCUGAUCCUACACUCUUAUGCCUGUCUAGAAUCGCCUUGAAAUUAGUGGGGAUCCAACUGGGACAGUGUAAACCUAUCAUACUGCAGAACCUGGGUCUGUUACCCCAGCUUCCUGCACCUUCGUUUGAAAGAUACGAUCAACUGCUGUGGUUUAGAAGGCUGUAGCUGUGCAUUUACUGAGCCUCAAGGGCUAAAAUGUUGCUAAUGUGACCCAAAAUAAAGGUGCCCUAGAGCCCACCAGUAGCUUGAA
Pelodiscus sinensis (Chinese soft-shelled turtle) is the source of this 2438-nucleotide messenger RNA. NCBI's taxonomy places the organism in Eukaryota, Metazoa, Chordata, Testudines, Trionychidae. The record is from RefSeq and is a predicted model, not a curated record.